UGCUGAAUUGUGAUUGGGCGACCCAAGGAUCCAGGAACACUCGCCUAGGACUCCCGCACAGACAGCAUUUCUCCAGAACGUUAAUGAGACGUGAAACCUCUGCGUGAAACGGGGCUGAGCUAAGGUUGGAAGUAAACCAAGAUGGCCGCCUUCAUAGUACGGAUGGGGCCUGUGUUGAUGUUGUGGCUGGCAGUCUGUGUCAGUGGUUCCUGGGCCGUGGACCGGGGCAACUUCAAAACCUGCGACCAGAGUACUUUCUGCAAGCGUCAGAGAGCGUUGAAGCCUGGCCAAUCCCCAUACAGGGCCCUACUAGAGACCUUGGAGCUCACCAACACCAAACUCACCUUGCAGCUCAUCAAUGACAAUAACAAGGUGCGUCUGCUGCUGGAGCUCUACCGUCUCCAGGGCAACAUGACCCGGGUGAAGAUAAACGAGCUGAAGCCGCUGAAGCCUCGUUUCGAGGUCCCAGACGUGCUCAUCAACGACCCCCCCACUGAGCCACUAUCUCUGCUGUCUCAGGAUGAAAACGGGAUGGUUCUGUCUCUGGGAGCAGACUCUCAGCGGCUGAUCGUCAGCGCUAAGCCAUUCCGAUUGGACAUAAUGGAGGGGCGCGAGGUUCUUCUUUCGCUCAACUCCCGUGGCCUGCUGGCCUUUGAACAUUUACGGAUCCGCAAGGACACUCUGGCAGACCCAGAAGGAGCUGAGAAGAAAGAAGAAACCGAUGCUGCCAGUGAACAGACAGAAGGAGAGGAGGCCACCAAGGAGGAUGAGAAAGUAGAAGAUGGAAUGUGGGAGGAGACUUUCAAGUCACACACAGACAGCAAACCAAAUGGCCCAACCUCCAUCAGUCUGGACUUCUCUCUACCGGGAGUGGAGCAUGUCUACGGCAUUCCCGAACACGCAGACACUCUCAAACUCAAAACCACUGACGGAGGGGAACCAUACAGGCUGUAUAAUCUGGAUGUGUUCCAGUAUGAGCUGUUCAACCCCAUGGCCCUCUACGGUGCCAUCCCUGUCAUGCUGUCCCACAGCCCGCAGCGCACCAUGGGCCUGUUCUGGCUCAACGCUGCCGAAACCUGGGUGGACAUCAGUUCCAACACAGCUGGCAAAACAGUGUUUGGACAGAUGCUGGACUAUGUUCAGGGCUCCAGUGAGACACCACAGACUGAUGUGCGUUGGAUCUCAGAGAGCGGCAUCAUCGAUGUCUUCAUCAUGCUUGGACCCACUCCCACCGACGUCUUCGCACAGUACGCCUCGCUAACAGGUACCCAGGCAUUCCCUCCCCUGGCCGCGCUGGCCUACCACCAGUGCCGCUGGAACUACAACGACCAGGAGGAUGUGGCGGCUGUGGACCAGGGCUUCGACCAGCACGACAUCCCCUACGACUUCAUCUGGCUGGACAUCGAGCAUGCGGACGGCAAGCGCUACUUCACCUGGGACCCUCACAAGUUCCCCCAGCCCAAAGAAAUGCUCCAGGGACUGGAAGACAAGAGACGCAAGAUGGUGGCGAUUGUGGAUCCCCACAUCAAGGUGGACAACAGCUACAAGAUCCACAGUGAGAUUCGUUCCCGAGGCUUCUACAUCAAAAACAAAGAUGGUGGCGACUACGAGGGCUGGUGCUGGCCUGGUAAUUCUGGUUACCCAGACUUCACCAACCCUGAAAUGAGAGCGUGGUGGGCCAGUAUGUUUGCCUACGAUCAGUAUGAGGGCUCCAGGGAGAACCUGUACACGUGGAACGACAUGAACGAGCCGUCAGUGUUCAAUGGACCGGAGGUCACCAUGCACAAAGACGCCGUGCACGGGAACUGGGAGCACCGUGACCUGCACAACAUCUACGGACUAUAUGUGCAAAUGGCCACGGCGGAGGGUUUGAUCCAGCGUUCAGGGGGAGUGGAGCGGCCGUUCGUCCUCACUAGGGCCUUCUUCGCUGGCUCCCAGCGUUACGGCGCUGUGUGGACUGGGGAUAACGCCGCCGAGUGGGACCAUCUGAAGAUCACCAUCCCCAUGUGUCUCAGUCUGGGCCUGGUCGGUGUGUCUUUUUGUGGAGCGGACGUGGGGGGCUUCUUCAAGUCUCCCAGUCCGGAGCUCCUGGUGCGUUGGUACCAGACUGGAGCGUACCAGCCCUUCUUCCGUGCCCACGCCCACCUGGACACUCCGCGCCGGGAGCCCUGGCUGUUCGGCCCUGAGAACACGGCUCUGAUCCGGGAAGCUGUCCGUCAGCGCUACGCCCUCCUGCCCUACUGGUACCAGUUGUUCUACCACGCCCACCGGACUGGACAGCCGGUCAUGAGAGCCCUGUGGGUGGAGUAUCCUCAGGACACAGCCACAUUCUCCAUGGACGACCAGUUCCUCCUGGGGAGAGAUCUGCUGGUGCACCCUGUGACCGAGGAGGGGGCGCGGGGCGUGACCGCCUACCUGCCUGGAAACGGAGAGGUCUGGUUCGACGUCCACACUUUCCAGAAGCACAACGGCGGGCAGAACCUUUACAUCCCUGUCACCAUGAGCUCUAUUCCGGUAUUCCAGCGCGGUGGUUCCAUUAUUCCCAGGAAGGUUCGGGUCAGGAGGUCUUCCUCUUGCAUGGAACACGACCCGUACACCUUAUAUGUUGCACUCAGCCCCAAGAGGUUUGCCCAGGGUGAACUCUACAUAGAUGAUGGCCACACCUUCAGUUAUGAAAAGCAGAAGGAGUUCAUCUACAGAAGACUUGCCUUUGCCAAUAACACCUUGUCUUCCAGGAAUCUAGCCCCUGGCUCCCAGUUCACCACUCUCUCCUGGAUUGAGAAGAUUGUCAUUUUGGGGGCCAGUAAGCCAAGCAAGGUCACCCUCAAGAUGCCUGACGGUAAGGAGAGCCAGCUGGAGUUUGACUUCGAUGCGUCCAUGUCAGUGUUAACCCUUCGCAAGCCGGGUGUCAACGCAGGGGUGGACUGGACGGUGGUGCUCCAGUAACCACGGAGAUGAGAAAGGGAGAGAGGGGGAACGACUGAACCUGACUGAACAGGAAAUGAGGACUGGUUGGACAUGGGCUACAAUCUGAACACACCAAGCUAGAUACCGAAGGACUGCUUUAAUGUGUUAGACAGACUGGACGAGUGAGGUAGAACUACAAACACACUUGCACGCUUCAUUACACACUUUGAAACACAAAAACAGGUGGACUAGGCUUGGGCCUGUUGAUCCGAAUCAUGGUUAGAGCUAGGCCUCUGUUACAUCUUCCUUUAAGACAAACUAAUGGCUAGUCAAAUUACACAUGGGUUACUAGGUAGGUUGUUUUAUUUUUUAUUUUUUUUGUUUAUGGAAAAACAAAUUCUCAAUUAAAAUAUCAUGUUUGGGUGUAUUGAGGUUUAUGUCCAAUAGAUAAUUUUUUAUUUCUGUCAUUAAAUGUGAAAGAUCACGGAAUACAUACGCUGACAACAAAAUUAAUGUGCACAUUCAGAUAGACAAGGAUCUAUUCUGGUUAGUAUUUGUUAAUUCCUUGUCUAGCCAUUUCUAUUGACUUUAAAUGUUUUGACUUGUUUUCAUUCCAACGACCUCUGUAAGUACUCAAGAGAAAUCAACAGGAAAGCCACAUGUCUCCCUUUAUUUUCCUCAACUUUUGUGCCACAUUUUAUUCAGGUUUUAUUUGAAGGAAACUACCAACCAACAAUGCUUUGCUCAUCUAAGAAGACCUGUACAUUCCAUAAUUUUUUUUUGAUAUUGCCAUGACCUUUUUUGAGUUUGAGCUGUUUGUUUCCAGCUUUAAGGUUACUCAUUCCUUCAUAGCUUGUCAGUGAAAACAUUUGAGAUAACAAACUAUUGUUGAAUAUGCUGAUUACAAGACUUUACACACAUGGUUGUGAACUACUGAAACAAAAGGAAAUUGGCUUAUUAGAUUUGCUCAUAUUUGGCAGGUCUUCAGGGGUUAAAAUCACUGCCUUUUUUAAGCUUAUCCUAAAACCAUGUUUUCCAUUUUGUUUCCACAUUGUUUCAGUAUGGUUUUGACUUCAUGAGGUUUCAUUUGUUUACUUGAUUAUUGAAUUCACUUGAAGAGAGGAAGGUGGGAGCUUUUUGUGUAGAUUGAAAGGCCCAGUUUUUGGUGUAUUGUGGGAUGGGUGCCAGAUCAUGGUCCAGUGUAUUCACAGUCUUUAUAUUGUUGAAAUAAAUUGUCAAAAUGUAACUGUGACCUAGGAAAUAUAUAUUGUUUACAAAUAUGCAGUGGAUUCCCUGGAGGCAAUGGACCGGUCCUGGUUAGUCAAAUUAUUGUUGGGUUAUUCUAUUACCCUACCCUCCUUGGUGAUAAGGCAUUUUGAUUAUUUCUUUCUUGAUUUAUGUGGUUGAGAAUUUACAAUCUUACUCCAACAUUCUCAGGAAUUGUUCUUAGGUGUUGGAACUUGGAUACUGAGAUGGUUUUGUGCUAAGACUGACAAAGUGGUAAUAAACUUGACCAACUUUAAGAGGGUAUUGUUGUUUUUAGUUAUGUGGCUUACUUAGAUUAGGUAGGGAUGAUAAUAAAACUGUAAAUUCCCAA
Esox lucius (northern pike) is the source of this 4504-nucleotide messenger RNA. RefSeq names its product glucosidase, alpha; neutral AB (gene ganabb). Gene Ontology annotation, biological process: carbohydrate metabolic process; N-glycan processing. The coding region runs from base 142 to 2946 and encodes 934 amino acids. Lineage: Eukaryota; Metazoa; Chordata; Actinopteri; Esociformes; Esocidae. Gene Ontology annotation, cellular component: glucosidase II complex. The transcript has 24 exons. The record is from RefSeq and is a predicted model, not a curated record. Gene Ontology annotation, molecular function: carbohydrate binding; glucan 1,3-alpha-glucosidase activity.